Lottia gigantea (owl limpet) is the source of this 1206-nucleotide messenger RNA. RefSeq lists its product as hypothetical. The coding region runs from base 1 to 1206 and encodes 401 amino acids. The transcript is spliced from 4 exons. The record is from RefSeq and is a predicted model, not a curated record. Lineage: Eukaryota; Metazoa; Mollusca; Gastropoda; Lottiidae.
AUGAAUGAUGAUGAUGAUGAUGCACUAACAUGUUUUGCUCAGUUAAAACUAAACGUGAUUUCACAACCUCAUGAUGAUACUUUAUUCGGUUGGGAUUGCGAAACCUAUAGUGAAAAUAAAGCUAUUCCUUAUUGUUGUACUUUAUUCAAUUUGGAAAAACUAAGGAAAAAACUAGAACUAAUUGAAAGAGUAUUCCCAGAUUUAAAGCCAACUGAUCCCAUUCCAGAAGAAUAUUACAACAAACUCAUGACUAAUAUAGUAGAAAUAUUUGUAGGAACAGAUUGUUUCGAUCAGAUGUUGCGUCGUUUAGGAACAGUAGAUCAAAAAAGACUAACCUUAAUUGCUCGUAACGCCAGUGGUUUUGACAACUGGAUUGCACUUCAAAGCAUUAAUAAACUAACACAAUGUCCACUAAAGAAAUUUGAACAGAAAUUCAGACCUAGAAAUGCUAUUUUAAAAGUCUGCUUUGAAUAUCCCAAAAACAUGUUCUUCCAACCGAUACCAGCUAAAGAUAAAAAGGAAUUAAGGAAUAAAUACAAAAAGGAAGGAGAUGUGGUUGCCAGUAACUGCAUGAAGUUGUUAGGUAAUUCCUUAUAUGGUAAAUCUAUUCAGAGGGAUAGAAAUACCUUAUUGCAUUUAUGGAAUGAAGAAACCUUCCGCCUUAAUUACGACAAACACGUCAAGAAGUAUGACAAACUAAAUGAGACUCAAUACAUUGUGGAGAUUAAUGACGAAGAAAAAGAGUUUAUUCCUCCUAAGGAUUCUACAAGAUUAACACCCACUCAUUUAGGAAAGAAUGAUUAUGGUGAUGGUGGAAUUAUAUUUGGUUUAUAUUUAGCUCCAAAAGUUAAAUACAAUAUCAUUCUAACUUCCGAUGGUGUUUUAAAAGAAAAGAAAACGUUUAAGGGAUACUCUAACUAUAAGAUUAAGGUAGAGGAUUAUAUUCAAUUAGCUAGUGGACAUGACGUAACGCAUGAAUUUGAUAAACCUGGGGUAAAAAGUUUUACUGAUGGAAUAUUUAUUCCUAAUGAAAAACAAACUAAAAAAUUUAGAAGUUAUCUGAAUCUCAUAAAGAGAAAAGCACCGGACGAUGAAGGAAUCAUGUAUCCUUACAGUGAUACAGAGGAGAUGUGCUUGGAUGAAAACUACGAAUUUGAUGAUUUUGAUUAUUUUACAAAUGUAUCUAAUGAUGAUCCAUCAGAAUAA